GCGACUUACCGCACUAUACCGCCGGCCGCCACGCUGCUAGUCGCGUGAUCCGCGGGCGAAACCGUUGUACCGACGACGGGCGUUCGUCGUGAGUAUACGCGCGGCCGUUGACAGUUUAAAAAAAAAAAACACGAUUUAAACGGGACUCCCGACCGGACCGAGCGGCGUUCGACGGGAAUCGCGCACGGCGGUUCGCUAUCGGCGAGAGACGUUUCGAGACAAUCGAACCGACCGGUCGGCCCGGUAAUCCGUAUCAGUAUCAACGGUUUUCGGCGAUAAAGCGCGAGAGAAAAUCCGCCUCCGCGGACCAGUACGUUCACUGUACGCUCCGCGCGCGCGCGCGUGAUAGCAUGCCACAGCGUUAUCGUCCACGGCGAGACGACGUCGCAUCGGGUUCGUUACCGGCGACACACGCGUUCUGAUACCGUCGCUGCCGUCGAUAGCAUUGUAAUUGUCGUGAUAACAAUCGCCACGAGACUAUGCCGCGGCGAGCCAACGCGGUCAUCGGCGGACGGACAACAAUUGUAUUUUAGAAACGGUAAUCGCGUGAUUGCUCUGCACGGUGUAUACGCACAAACGAUAGCCGUUAUGAUUUGCACGAUUUUCGCGAUAUUGUUGAAUUUUCAAUUCAAAACUGUUUACAAUCAAAGAAUGAACGCUCUAUUAUAUCUUUUCACGCUGUACAUACUCGAAUGUGUUGGCUUAAGGGACUUGAAAAUCCACGUCCCAGUGGCAGUAAGAUCUGGAUCCAUACUGCGAAUGAACUGUACAUAUGAUUUGGAAAAUACGGCACUGUAUUCAAUAAAAUGGUAUCUGAGGGAUCAAGAAUUCUAUCGAUAUGUGCCAAAAGAAUCGCCCCCCACCCGUGUUUUUCCAAUGUCUGGAAUUAUAGUUAAUGUAAGUAAGAAUAACGAAAACAAAGUAACCAUUGUGAACGUCCAAAGGGAAUUGACGGGAUAUUAUAAAUGCGAAGUGUCAGCGGACGCACCGCUAUUCCACACCGGUAUUAAGACAAAACUCACAUACGUCACAAAUGAACCGUCGUCUCCUCCGACGUUGCACACGAACAGAAUGAAGUACUCAUCGGGUGAUCUAAUUAACGUCAGUUGCAUUGCCGGCGAAAGCUAUCCAGCUGUCAACAUUAGUUGGUUCUUAAAUAAUCAAACGGCUGAUAGCAUGAAAUCGGUACGUAUCAGAACCACAUACGAACAUAAGGUUUCCGAACUAGUGAUAAUGAGAUCCUAUCUAAUGACAAGAGCUAGUACGUUGUUAUUUCCAACUGGCCGUAUUAAAGUAAUAUGUGAAAUUUCUCAAUUUGACUUGUACAAAUCGUCGUCUGAAAUAGAACUGGUUGACAACGCACCACCAAAAUCGGCACAAGUCAUCGCUCCAAGUCUGUCACCGCAUUCUACAGGUAAAGCUCCAAGAUUACAGAAUUGGGCGUCGAUUAUGUUCAUCGUGUUAUUUAUCGCCAACACCAAACUUCUGUAAUUAUUAUAAUAUUCAUAACUGGAAACUGAACUGACCGGAUACGUUACAAUUAUUCAAAUAAUACUAUAAAAUAUAUAAUAAUAAAUAGAAAGUUGAUAUAGUCUUAUAAUAUAUAAGAUAAUUAAAAAUAUAUAUUAUAUUUUAAUGAUGUUUACCUAAUGACCCGUGCAAACACUAGAUUUUUUU
Rhopalosiphum maidis (corn leaf aphid) is the source of this 1677-nucleotide messenger RNA. RefSeq lists its product as uncharacterized. The transcript has 7 exons. The record is from RefSeq and is a predicted model, not a curated record. The coding region runs from base 589 to 1491 and encodes 300 amino acids. NCBI's taxonomy places the organism in Eukaryota, Metazoa, Arthropoda, Insecta, Hemiptera, Aphididae.